UGUAACAUAAAAUCGAGGGUUUUGUUCGAAGUUCUAAAUUUCGAGAUGGAGACUGGUUCAGAAGGAGAAAGCGAUCGGAACAUCAAUGGUGAAUCCGAUGGAUCUAAGAGACAUGAACGCCAGAUGAAGACGCGCUUCCAACGGGAUAUGCUUGAAAAAACCUAUGCCGUGGAGAUGUAUCCAUUGAAGGACACGAAAGAGAAGCUUUCGGGAACUUUAGGGUUAACCGAUCGCCAGGUGCAAAGGUGGUUUAACAACCGCCGGCUUAGAGAUAAUAAACGACGGACUGCAAAAAGGGCUGGACGUGGUGGAGUUGGGAGGAGUCACAAUGGUUCAUUCUCAGCUCGUCUUCAAUGUAAAGACACGAACCAGACAAUGGAGAAGCUUGGUGUUCUUAAGUUUGAAGUUGGUCAACUGGCUGAAACCAAAACUUUUGAGAAAGGGUAUCGUUCUGCUUGGUUCAAAUGCAAGAUUAAGGAUAUAAGCUUGAAGAAGAACAAGAUUUUACCUGAGUACUAUGAUUUUCCAGAUGAAAAGAUUAAAUGGGCAAAUAUGUACGAAAUUCCUCCUUAUGGUAGAAAGUCAAAGAAUAUUAAAAAACAACUGAUGGUUCGACCUCAAUAUCCUCAAAUAUAUCACAAAAAUGAAAUGCCACCUGUCAAUUCGAUUACAGAAGUAUGUGUUAUCAUUGAUGGUGUAUGGAAGAGUGGGGAUUUGGUAGAUUGGUUUGAAGAUGAUUGUUAUUGGUCUGCAAGUAUUAUCAAAAUAUUGAGUGAUGAGAGGGUUAAGAUAGAGUUGCCAAAGCCUCCAGCUGGACAAGGGAAGGUUUAUAUAGCAUUUUGUAAGGAUCUACGCCCUUCCUUAGAUUGGUCUCCAAGUAAAGGCUGGAUAGUGCCUACCAUGAGAGGUCGGACUUCAUGUAAUGCACAGCUUAUUUUUCCAUCACCAAAAGGGAUGGAUAUUGAGAAGGAGGAAAUUGAUACACCUCUAAAUGUAUCUUCAACAUCCCGUACAUCAGUAAUUUCAUUAGAGGAUCCGAUGGAGGAAAUACCGAAUAGUCAAGAAGUGAAAAUAGAUGGUGAUGAUGUGGAAAAGGUGAGUUCUUCAGACAGUAUUUCAACUAUGCGUGUGGAAGAAAAUAAAACAGAUGAUGAUGAUGAUGAUGAUGUUUGGGAUGAUGUUGAUCACAACAUGAUAGAUUUAAAUAUCAUGCAUGAAAAGACAUUAGAAGCAUCGAUUCUUGACCUUGAAGAACUUGCUAAUAGAAUAAAAUGGCUUAGGGCCAUUUUAGAGAACAAUCAAUCAGGGUUCGGAUCUUGGAUGUUUGCAAAACAACAUUCAUCAACCAAAGUAACUUGAUACAAUAGUUGACUGUAAAUAGUAGUUUUACUUUUUGUUUUUGUGGAAUUGUUUCUGAUGGAAAUGCCUGUAUGAUUAGUAAAUUAGAUGCGUUGAUCAAAUUAUGAUAUUUCUCAUUUUACAAUA
Lactuca sativa (garden lettuce) is the source of this 1485-nucleotide messenger RNA. RefSeq lists its product as uncharacterized. Gene Ontology annotation, molecular function: DNA binding. Lineage: Eukaryota; Viridiplantae; Streptophyta; Magnoliopsida; Asterales; Asteraceae. The record is from RefSeq and is a predicted model, not a curated record.